Messenger RNA from Fonsecaea nubica, 1404 nucleotides. RefSeq lists its product as hypothetical. NCBI's taxonomy places the organism in Eukaryota, Fungi, Ascomycota, Eurotiomycetes, Chaetothyriales, Herpotrichiellaceae. Gene Ontology annotation, molecular function: hydrolase activity. The transcript has a single exon. The record is from RefSeq and is a predicted model, not a curated record. Bases 1 to 1404 code for a protein of 467 amino acids.
AUGGCGACCACCUCGAGAAGAAAUGAGCGGAAGAUGAUAUCCACCCGCAUCCUGAUCAUAUCGGACACGCACGCCCAGCUACCCUUGCAGCCAGGUGAAGGAGCAUCUCCGCCGGCGGCGGUGGUGCCGUUCCAGGCCCCGCUCCCCGCGGCCGACGUGCUCAUCCACUGCGGCGACUUGACGAUGAACGGGGCGCUUUCGCAGCACGAAGCCGCCGCGACCUUGCUAAGGAGCAGCUCAGCGCCGCCGCUCAAGAUCGUGGUCCCGGGUAACCACGACAUCACGCUCGACAAGGCCUACUACGCCCGCUUCCCGCGCCUGCACGCCCACUACGAGACGUACGCGGACGACACGCUCGGCCGCAUCCGCGAGCUGUAUACCGGUCAAAGGGCGAGGGAUGCCGGGAUCAGGUACCUCGAGGAAGGGGUCGCGGCGUUUACGCUGGCGAAUGGUGCCCGCUUGACACUCUAUGCGAGCGCGUGGCAGCCAGAGUUUUGUAAUUGGGCGUUUGGAUAUGAGAGGGGUGUCGAUAGGUUUAAUCCCCCGCGUUCACGCACUCAGGGAAGAGGAGAUGGAGACAGAGAUGAGGGAGACGGAGAUGCAGAAGAAGAAGGAGGUCAAAGGGACGGACAUCGUUCUGUCGAGCACGAACCACCCUCUCCAGUCCCCGUCCCCGUCCCCGACCACGGAGAAAUCGACAUCGUCGUCACCCACGGUCCCCCAAGGGGCAUCUUGGACAAGGUCUGGGCUCCCGGGCCCGACGGCGUGAAUCACGGCGAGAACGUCGGCUGUGACCAUCUCCGCAGGGCGGUUGGGCGGUGUCGACCGCGGAUUCAUUGCUUUGGACAUAUUCACGAGGCGUGGGGGGCGGUGUGGAAGAGGUGGCAUGAUGGGAAGGACGGGGGUGAUGUCGGUCGUGACGAGCAUGGUGAUGGGACCGAGACUGACAAAAGAGAGGGGAGGGGAGACAAACAGGAUGGGUCUGCGACCAGGCCUGGCAAUGUCGAAGAUGUUUCUUUUCCUUCCUACUCGAUGACCGAGCAGAGACAGCGACGACAAACCCAACAAGACCCAACCACCUCACCCUCACAAAUUCCCAACCCGCCAUACCACCCCAAGGACAACCCCAGCUGCUACUACAUGUACAAGACACAGAACGCGCAACAGGACGUCCCCGGCGGCGAAACACUCCUCCAGCCCGACCCCUACGAAGAGCAGAUUCGGCAGAGGUGCGCGACGACCGUGGACGCGCGCGGGCUCGACUUCGGCGCCGAGACGCUCUUUGUCAACGCGAGCAUCAUGAAUCUCCGGUAUAGGCCGGUGAAUGCGCCGUGGGUGGUCGAUGUCAUGUUGCCUGAGGCGGAGGAUGGGGAUCAGGGAAGAGGGACGAGGGACGAUGAAUGA